CGUACAGUAGUCAUACAUAGGCGUACACCAGUAGAUUGGCGUCCAUUUCGUUUGUAUCAUGGUAGAUCAUAAAGAACGUGACUUUUAUUCGCAAAUGGAUCUUCGAACAAAGAACGAUGACCCACCCAAUUCGCGUUUAUUUGUUAUUUGUCAUAAAUCUCUGGAAGAAGAUGAUAUAAGGAAAGCUUUCGAAAAAUUUGGCAAAAUCGAAGAUAUUUGGGUCGUUAAGGAUCGAAAUACUGGCGAGAAUAAAGGAGUUACGUAUAUUAAAUUUUCUAAGACGUCAGAAGCUGCAUUUGCGUUGGAGGAAAUGAGUGGGAAAAUGCUAGGCAUGGUUGGAAGACCUAUCAAAGUGAUGAUCGCUUCAAAUCGUGAUCAAGGAUCUGUGAGAGAAACAAAUGAAGAGGAAAGAUGGGUCAGAUUGUUCUGUGUGUUACCAAAGUCUAUGACCGAUAGUGAAUUACAACAAGAAUUCUCUAAGUUUGGUCAAAUAGAGUAUGCGACUGUAGUCAAGGAUCGUAAUACUAAUGAAUCUAAAGGUUUUGGUUAUGUUAAAUUUAAAAAAGUAUCAAGUGCAGCAAAAGCAUUUGAGGAAUGUGAUAGAAAAUUUAAAGCAGUGUUUGCAGAACCAAAGAAACCAAAACCUGAAAACAUAGAUUCUAAAUAUAAUAAUAAUGGCUCUUCUAUGUCUUACGAUAGUCUUGGCCAUGCUUCUGCAAAUUUUGGAAAAAGCAGCAUCAGUUUAGAUAUAGCUACAAAUUAUUCAAAUCCGGAAGGAUACACUCAAUUAAGAGUUAUUGCACAUCCAUGUUUAAAUCAAGAUCAGUUGUGGAAAUUAUUUGAUAUAGUUCCUGGUAUGGAUUAUUGUCAUUUAAACACAGAUGCGAGAUACAGAAUGUCAAGAGGACAAGCCGUUGUGGUAUAUUCCAAUCCAAAUGCAGCAGCAUAUGCUAGGGAAAAAUUCCACGGUUUCGAAUAUCCUCCAGGUCAUAGAAUGAUAGUUAAAGCGGAUACUAGUAAUAUGUCAUCUAAAGGUACAACAAAACCUAGCUCUAAUGCAGCUGUACCAGCAAGAACAGAUUUAGCACAUUUGGCUGAAACUAUUGCUCAAGCUACAUCGUUGAUUCAAGCAGCAGGAUUAACAGCACCAAGCUUAGAACAGACAAUGUGCAUUAAGUUACCUCCUGUGCAACCAAUGGCAAAUGUUGAUGCAGAAGUAGCUAAAAGAUGUUUCAUCGUAUGUGGUCCACCCGUACCACCUAUAUAUGCUAUGAAAGAUGCAUUUUGUAGGUUUGGUAAUUUGAUAGAUGUAUAUAUGCUUCCGGGUAAAAAUUGUGGUUAUGCCAAAUAUGCUACUGUUGCUAGUGCAGACGAAGCGAUUGAGGUUCUACAUGGGCAAGAAAUUUGUGGUUCACGUCUUAAAGUAUUGGAGGCAGAGGAACGAAGCGUUGGGGAUGAUCGUAGGAAACGAUUAAGAGUUGACGAAGACGAACGUUAAGCUUAUUUUUGUGUACUGCACUGACUGGUAUACACAAGCUGGACGCACGCAACGAAAGAGACGAAUUUUAAGACUCACUUGAUCACGUUGGGCCUGCAUCCAAGGAAACUACAACUACCUACUUUAACUAUUGAUUACGUUCGCAGCUACAUUACUAAACUUCACUAUUUCUUUACUUUAUCCUUACAUAUCGUUACACAUACAUUUCCUAUUUUUAUUUUCUUAUCUUGACAGGCCUUUGCGAAAAAAACAAACAAAAAA
This is a messenger RNA of Polistes dominula (European paper wasp), 1759 nucleotides long. Its product is annotated as RNA-binding protein 45. NCBI's taxonomy places the organism in Eukaryota, Metazoa, Arthropoda, Insecta, Hymenoptera, Vespidae. The record is from RefSeq and is a predicted model, not a curated record. Gene Ontology annotation, molecular function: RNA binding.